Messenger RNA from Malus domestica (apple), 2330 nucleotides. RefSeq names its product bifunctional dihydrofolate reductase-thymidylate synthase-like. Gene Ontology annotation, biological process: tetrahydrofolate biosynthetic process; dTMP biosynthetic process; one-carbon metabolic process. Gene Ontology annotation, cellular component: mitochondrion; cytosol. The record is from RefSeq and is a predicted model, not a curated record. Gene Ontology annotation, molecular function: thymidylate synthase activity; dihydrofolate reductase activity. Lineage: Eukaryota; Viridiplantae; Streptophyta; Magnoliopsida; Rosales; Rosaceae.
UUUUCUUUUCUUUUCCUCUUUUUCUCCCCCCCCCUUCUCUACAUUUUCGCCCUUUUUUCUCAGUCCCAGAGUUAAAAAAGAAAGAAGAAAGAAAAGGAUUGAAAGCGAAGAAAGCGGUUUCAGCCUUAUCCAAUUCCCUCCCUCGCUCCUUCCGCUCUCAAACCCUAGAUUGCCGCUGCUCUUGGCAGCUCCCCCACUCCAAGAUUUUGCUCUUCGCGUUACGAUCGGGUUUACUGCACUUCCGGAAUAAUUGGCUGUGCGGCUCUCAUUUUGGCCAGUUUCGGACUAUGGGUUCAACUAUGGCUGGUGAAUUGUUGGUGAGUGCAAAUGGAAAUGGUAACGCCCAACCCAAUCCACAGAGGACGUACCAAGUUGUUGUGGCUGCGACUCGAGAAAUGGGUAUUGGAAAGGAUGGGAAACUACCUUGGAGACUGCCGUCUGAUCUCAAGUUCUUUAAGGACAUCACUGUGACCACGUCAGAUCCUGCGAAAAAGAAUGCAAUUAUAAUGGGUAGGAAAACAUGGGAGAGCAUUCUACCUGAGCAUCAACCUCUACCUGGCCGCCUUAAUGUUGUUCUGACUCGUUCCGGGAGUUUUGAUAUUGCUACUGCAGAGAAUGUUGUGAUAUGCGGAAGCAUGGCAUCUGCUUUGGAAUUGUUAGCUGCUUCUCCUUACUGUCUGUCAAUUGAGAAAGUGUUUCUCAUUGGAGGUGGCCAGAUAUUAAGGGAAGCUCUCAAUGCGUCUGGCUGUGAAGCCAUUCACAUUACAGAAAUAGAGACAAACAUUGAAUGUGACACUUUUAUCCCUGCAAUUGAUUCCUCUGUAUUUCAGCCGUGGUAUUCAUCCUUUCCUAAGGUUGAAAAUGGCAUUCGUCAUUCUUUCACAACUUAUGUUCGUGUAAGAAAUUCUGCAGUUGAAUCCCUUUGUGAAAACAAUGAUCUGAACUCUAAUAUUAAGUCAGACUCUGUGAAGUGUGAGGUGAAGAAUUUUUCUUAUCUGCCGAAGAUGAUUUUUGAGAAACAUGAGGAGCACAUGUAUCUAAGGUUGGUUCGAGAAAUACUCUCUGAUGGCACUGCUAAGGAUGACAGGACAGGGACUGGUACUUUGUCAAAAUUCGGUUGCCAGAUGCGGUUUAAUCUGCGAAGAACUUUUCCCCUUCUGACAACUAAGAAAGUAUUUUGGCGAGGGGUUGUUGAAGAACUUCUGUGGUUCAUUAGUGGUUCAACAAAUGCCAAGGUCCUUCAGGAGAAAGGCAUUCACAUAUGGGAUGGGAAUGCAUCUAGAGAUUACCUUGACAGUGUUGGUUUAACUGACAAGGAAGAGGGCGACUUGGGACCAGUAUAUGGAUUCCAGUGGCGACACUUUGGUGCCAGGUAUACUGACAUGCAUGCUGACUACACGGGUCAAGGAUUUGAUCAGUUGCUAGAUGUUACUGACAAGAUUAAAAACAAUCCGGAUGAUCGGCGGAUUAUACUCUCAGCAUGGAAUCCUUCUGAUCUCAAAUCGAUGGCACUCCCACCUUGUCACAUGUUUGCUCAGUUCUAUGUAGCCAAUGGAGAGUUAUCAUGUCAAAUGUAUCAGCGUUCUGCUGACAUCGGCCUUGGCAUUCCAUUUAACAUAGCAUCAUAUGCUCUUCUGACAUGCAUGAUUGCUCAUGUUUGUGAUCUUGUUCCUGGUGAUUUCAUUCAUGUCUUAGGGGAUGCUCAUGUUUACCGCACUCACAUCAGGCCUUUGCAGGAGCAGCUUGAAAAACUGCCCAAGCCUUUUCCAAUUUUGAAGAUCAAUCCUGAGAAAAAGAAUAUAGAUUCUUUUGCGGCUGCUGAUUUCCAACUGAUAGGUUAUGAUCCUCAUCAGAAGAUAGAAAUGAAAAUGGCCGUAUAGGGCUUUCAAAUUUUCAGUAGAGAGCUCAGAGACUAGUCUUUUUAUCUAUGCGAUGCUGCUGUUAGUUUUGAAGGUGCAGGAUUUGAUGGUUGAUGUUGAUGUUGAUGUAGAGUUUCAAUACAGAUGAAAAACUGGUAGUAGGAUAUACUUGAAGCUUUGCAUUUGUAGUAAUCGGGAAUCCCUUAGUUCCACAUACACUCGGACUCGGGUGGUUCUAAGGUGAUUUAGGAUAGUUUUGUGUUUUGAUUCCUCUGAUUUUUGAGCAUGCUUCGGUACUUUGUCACCUGGAUGGAGCCUCAUCACUUUGCUUUCUUAAUUACUAUGUUGUACUUCUAUAAUUAAAUGGAGUUGGAUCACAUGAUUUAUCUUGGCUUGGUAUAUGUGGUGGAUUAUGUUCCACGAGCUUAGGCUUGUUAUGUUUGAUAGGCAAGAAACAGUUAUUUUGACUUA